AAAACUUUUAUCUUGACGGGUUUUCAAUUGAACGGGUCGAUUGCGUCAUUUAAGACAGAGUUUUUGAUCGAGAUGUUACAUUGCUGAAACUUAGCAAAGACAGUAGUAGUAAAGUAUCCGUGAAACAAAAUACUAUUAUGUAUGUAUAAGUUUUAUAUAUAUAUAUAUACGCAGUGGUUAUAAAUUUAUAAAUAAUUCUGUACAUUUGUUAAAUACAUUUUGCGUACCUCUAAAAAUUUCCUUCACACCAACUUAAACUAAAGGCGCCUUUCCAUGCGUCAAAAUAGAUCGUGUAAUCCAAUAUUGGCGCUAGAUCACGCGCUGAGAAUAAGAAAAAAAAAAAAUAAAAAUAAAAAAACGAAAAGAAUAACGUGUCGCAAUUUUGAACAUCGAAAGGCGCUAGAAGUUGAUCCAACUUAGUUCCUUCUUUGACGUUGGCGUCACGUGACGCUCAGCGCUGUUUUCCGACGUCUCAUGAAUUCGAUACCCUAAUAGACGAUUUCCAUAAAUACACAACAAACCUCGCGCGAAGAAUUGUCGAAGGUGUCAGGUACUCUCUCAGGUGUUAGAUAAAUAAAAACACGCGUAUAUGUUGUUGACACGCGGACAAUAUUGUGAUUUUUUUUUUCGCUUCCGCGUAUGAGUGUCGAUCGAACUCGUCCUUUACGUGCUUCAAAUUUUCGUCGAACUGUUGCAACGGGAGUGCGCAAAACUUGAUGCUUAACGACCACAGGUGUCCCGCUGAAGGAUGAACAGACUCGUGCAGGAUCUCGAGGACCAAGUGCCGAGCGAUACCCCAUUGCGCGGGUAUCAACCGCGAUUUCGCAGAAACGAGGUGCUCGACAGUGACACGAACUCGGCAAUUUCACGGAAAUGGUUUUUUCGAUCCGAUCGGCAAGAGGUCAGCGAUAAUAGCACGGAGCAAUGUGCAAACGUCAAAUUGCGUUUACUGCAAAAGCACUUUGUGCAAAAGCAAAUCUAUCAAGGGGACAGAUUCAUACCGCAGCGAUAUGGAUACAAUUACGAAAUGUCUCACCACUUGCUCAAGAAAGAAAAAUCCAGUAACACGGAGAAGUACGUGAUAGAUAUUCUCAAGCAGAUAGAUUUGCUGGACAUUACGAACCAACGUGAAACAAUGCGAGCAAUGAUGUUAGAGCACAGCUUCAUAUCGGGUCUCAAUCAAAAGAGGAUUCUCAGUUUCUCAAGUGUUACUUCAACGGAACAAUUGCUGAAUUCGAAUUUCUCCGAAACCAACGGAAGUUGGAAGUGCAUACCGCGUAAAAAAUGUUUGAUAAAAAGCCCGGAACAAAUAUUGUACAUAUCCAACGAGGAAACGAGUGAGGAAAAUCUGAUCGAUUGGAACUGCAACGACAUGAUCAUUAUUAUCCACCAAAAACGUGUGAAAAUAUACAGUAAUAAUGGCUCAAUGGUGAACGUUUUGGACGGAGAUUAUGGCAAAUGGAGCAACGACGGUAGAAAAUUGGCAAUUUUCGAAUAUGAUUCGUAUAAUUUGUCGAGAUUCAUGAUAUACGAUGUGGAGAAGAAAAAGUCAUUAUGGAAACUUUUGUUUUAUAACAGUACGAGGCCUGAAGAGAAUCCUUGCAUCUGCUGGUCUCUUCACGACCGUCACAUCGUCGUCGCUUACGAGAACUUGAUAGUAUACGAAUCCAGUACGGGUAGGAAGCUUCGCUAUAUUUCCGCUUGUGCAGAUGAUAUCUUGACCCUGAGUUUUUCGCCAAAUUUCAAAUAUCUCAUGUCAACUUCGAGGAACGGAAGCGUUCAAGUGUACUUCUGGCCGGAACUAACCAUUCAUUUGAUUAUUUCGUGUCAUCACUCCGUACAGGCGGUCGCUUGGCAUCCGCAAGUGUCCGAUCUGGUUUGUUUAGGGAAAUCGAACGGGGUAUUGACAUUGUGGGACGUCAAUACGAGAACCAUGACGGGAUCCGCGCGCCCUAAAUUAAAUGGUUGCGUGGAAAAUCUCGCUUGGAACAAACUGAGCGGGGAGUUGCUCGUCCAUUGGACUUACAGAGAGAGAGACAAACGAUACACCAUCGUUACGGUGCUCGCGAGUUUCGAUCGGGCCGUCGAUGUGAUGCCGAUAGACCGCGAAACGAAAAUCUCCUUUUUGAAAUUUAACUCCACGCACAAAGAAAUAAUAACGUAUUCCGACGAUUUCUUUUCGAUAUGGAAUUUUUUCGGCAAUGAAAAACCGCCUCAGAGCCGAUAUUCAUCUUUCAACGGCUCGAAACGGCGCAGACAAGGAGUUAUUAUUCACAAUCAAAUCAGGUAAUUUAUACGUGGCAUGCAAGCAAGUGUUAUCGACUUAUCUUGCGUAAGGUCGAUAUGAAAGGUUUUACAACAAGCAGCUCGAAACAUUACCAACUUUUCUUGUUAUCAUUACGCUUGAUAGCGUACGACAAUGUGAAUCACCCUUGGGUUUUGGCACAGAGCGUUUUUUGAGCUGUCACAUCGAACAAACUUGUACAUACUCGUGUAUAUACAGAACAUACAUAUCUCAAGUGAGUAGAAUGUUCUUUGAUAAACUUCUUGGUUAAUUUACUCGAUAAUACCUGCGAAGUUUGUUUAAACUCUGGAAGCUGAAAGUAAUAAAGUACAGUAUAAUAAAGCUAAUUUCUCUGAAGAGAGAUUAGAUCCGUACUAUAGGA
Pseudomyrmex gracilis is the source of this 2666-nucleotide messenger RNA. Its product is annotated as protein cortex. The record is from RefSeq and is a predicted model, not a curated record. Gene Ontology annotation, cellular component: anaphase-promoting complex. Gene Ontology annotation, molecular function: ubiquitin ligase activator activity; protein binding; anaphase-promoting complex binding. Gene Ontology annotation, biological process: positive regulation of anaphase-promoting complex-dependent catabolic process; positive regulation of ubiquitin protein ligase activity; anaphase-promoting complex-dependent catabolic process. NCBI's taxonomy places the organism in Eukaryota, Metazoa, Arthropoda, Insecta, Hymenoptera, Formicidae. The coding region runs from base 749 to 2290 and encodes 513 amino acids. The transcript is spliced from 9 exons.